AUGACAAACAAUCAUGGGAACUUGAACAUCAAUUCUUGCGCCGCAAUUCUAUUGAAAAGUGUUCGUGAAAGUCUAGUGUGUGAGAUUUCAAAGGCAAGAGAGAUUGUGACCGCGCAAAUAGGAUAUGAGAUAUCCUACAUGAAGGCAUGGUACACCUUGAAGCGAUGCAGAGAAAAUGUAUAUGGAACAUGGGAGAGUUCGGUCCAGAAGUUGCCAAAAUUUAUGAAAGCACUGCAACAAAGGAAUCCAGGCACAGCUGUUGAGUGGGAACAUCACGCGACAAAUCAUCCAUCGAAAUACAUAAUCAUAUACGUCUUCUGGGCCUUCAAGCCGUGUAUUGAUGGUUUCAAAUAUUGUCGUCGGAUGAUCAGCGUCGAUGAAACUCAUUUGUACACUAAGUACAAACAUAAGACGUUGCUUGCUGUGUGUUUGGAUGCGAAUCAACAAGUUUUACCACUUGCGUAUGCAAUUGUUGAUGAAGAGACCGCAAGUGCAUGGAAGUGGUUUUUCAAAUGCAUUGACAAACAUUUACUUUCGGGCAUAUCAGAUGGUAUUUGUAUAAUUUCGGAUCGAGGUUCUGGAAUUUUAAGUGCCAUCGAUUCAAUGCCCGAGUUUACGCCCCCUCGCAUCACCAUCGAUUUUGUUUGGAAGCUGAACUGGUAUUUUGACAAGAUUGGGGAGGAAAAUUCCAAUGCACACAGAUACUUGAUGAACAUGGAUCGAGAAAAGUGGACUUUAGCACAUGAUGGAGGGUCUCGACGCGGUCAGUUGACGACCAACUUGUCCGAGUCCAUUAAUGGUGCUUUGAAAGGUGCUCGUAAACUGCCUGUCACAACUAUUGUGGAUUUUACAUUUCAUCGAGUGGUUAAGCACUUUAUUAAUCGAGUAGCGAAAGGUAAUAAGUGGGAGCAAUCGGGACAACGAUGGGCCGAAUUUCCAUUGAAUAAGUUCAAAUUUGGGGAGGAACAUUCGACGACCCAUUACAUGAGAAGGGUCAACACUCGCAACUACGCUGGUGAGGUAUUCACCAGGGCAAAAGUACCUCAAGGAGGUGGAGGAAAAACACAUUGUGUCGAUCUUAGGGCCAAAUAA
Molecule: messenger RNA, 1092 nt
Organism: Erythranthe guttata (spotted monkey flower)
Lineage: Eukaryota; Viridiplantae; Streptophyta; Magnoliopsida; Lamiales; Phrymaceae
Source: RefSeq, a predicted model, not a curated record